AUGAACUCGGGACUUCGGGGCCGUCUGCUGAUGAAUGGGGCUGGGGGAGGUGUAGAUACACCUGGAGGGUUAGACUGCGGCAGCAGCAGCAGCAGCUGCAGCAGCAGCGGCAGCAGCGGCAGCUUGCUGCGGCUGUCGCUGCUGCAGCAGCAGCAGCUGCUGACGCAGAAUUUGACUUUGUCUGCUGCUCUUGAAGUUGCAGUGGAGGGGGAGGGGAGGGUCUGCUCGGUGCUGCAGCAGCAGCAGCUGCUGCUGCAGCGCGCUGCAGCAGCAGCAGCAGCAGCAGCAAAGCAGCAGACUCAAGUCAAAACUGAACUGCAGAAUGCCAAAAGCGAAGCUGCUGCUGCUGCUGCUGCUCUCGAGGAGGAAAGGCGCAGCAGCAAAAGAGCAGCAGAAGAGGCCCAGGCAGAGAUACAGCGGCUGCGCUGCCACACAGAGCAGCUGAAGGAGCAGCAGCAGACACUGGAGACGCAGCUGGCAGCAGCAGCAACAGCAAGAGAGCAGCAGCAGCAGCAGCUGCAGCAGCAGCUGCAGCAGCUCAAAAAGGAGAAGGAAGAAGCAAACGAAACUGCGCAGCAGCAGCUGCAGCAACAAGCCGCAGACAUUUCCACACUGCAGCAGCAAGUUGCUGCGCUGCAGCAGCAGCUUUCGGUGAGCCAGGCGGAAGUGUCUGUACACCUGGAGGCAGCAGCAGCGGCGCAGCAGCAGCAAGCAGCAGCAGCAGCUGCUGCUGCGGAUUUGAAAGACAAAUUAAAAGAAAGGGAAAUCUUUUUGGAGGCACAGCUAGCUGACAAAGACCUUUCUUUCCAGCAGCAGCUGCAGCAGCAGCAGCAGGAACUGCAGCAACAGCAGCAGCUGCUGCAAAAGCAGCAGCAGCAGCAGGUGCAGCAGCUGCAGCAGCAGCUGCAGGAGCAGCAGCACCAGCAACAGCAGCUGCAGCAGCAACUGAAGCUGCAGCAGCAGGAACUGCAGCAGCAGCAGCAACUGAACCACCAGCAGCAGCAAGAGCUGCAGCAGCAGCUACAGCGGCAGCAGCAGGAGCUGCAGCAGCAGCAGCAACAGCAUCAACAGCAGCAGCAGGACCUACAGCAGCAGCUGCAGCAGAAGGAGGGAGAGAUAGCUAGGAUGCUGCAGGAGGCCGACAGCAGCAAUCAGCAGCAGCGGGAAAAGCAGAAGAAAGAAGAGGAGCAGCGUCAGGCUGCUUUGCUGCAGCAGCAGCAGCAGUACGAUGCUUUGCUGCAGCAGCAUCAGGCAGAGGCUGCAGCAGCAGCAGCAGCCCUGCAGAAGGAAAUAGCCGAACAGAAGGAACUGACUGAAAAGCAGCUGAGGAGGAUCAAAGACCUUGAAGCAGCAGCAGCAGCAGAUGCAGCAGCGGCAGCAGCAGCAGCAGCAGCAGCAGAAGCGGCGGGAAAAGAGAAGGCGGAAGCAGCGAAAGAGCAGCAAACAGCAGCAGCAGCAGCAGCAGCGGAGAAGGAGAAGGCGCAGCAGCUGCAGCUGCAGCUGCAGCAGAGGGAAGCCGAGCUGCUGCAGUUGCAGCAACAGGCGCAGCAGCAGCAGCAGCAGCAGCAGCAGCAGCAAGACCGGCUGCUGGCCGAGGCCCUGAGCCGCUGGGAGGAAGAGAAGCAGCAGCAUUUGAAAGAUGGAGACAAAUAUAAAAUAAAAAUAAAUGAAUUAGAAUUAGAAAACGAAAGGCUGCAGCAGCAGUUGCAGCAGGCUGCGAGCCAGCUAGCAGCAGCAGCAGCAGCAGCGCAGCAGCAGCAGCAGCAGCUGGCCGAGGCCAGGCAGCAGCAGCAGCAAAGCGAAGCAAAGCUCAAAAGCAUCACACAAGAAGUCAAUGCCCUCAGCAGCAUCAAGAAGCAAAUGCAGGAAGAGCAGCAGCAAGUCGAGUGGGCUGCUGCAGCGCAUGCAGGCAAAGCCACAAACAGCAGCAGCAGCAGCAGCAGCAGCUACUGGAGCAGCAGCAGCAGCAGCGCGGAAGAACUCGGCAGCCCCAAAGCAGCAGCAAGCGCAUGCACUGCAGCCAGGGCCCGCAGGGCCAGGCCUUCUCACACCAGCAGCAGCAGCAGCAGCAGCAGCAGCAGCUUGUGCGAAGAGGACAUGCAGGUGGAGGAGGAAGGGCAGGGAGGCGUCUAUACACCUGAAGGCCAUGCUGAUGGCGCCAAAACUUUUAUUCGACGACACUCUUUGCGUUUAAAAAAACAAAAAUCAAAAUUAAAAACAGAAAGUGAUUUCGAAGCAAAAGCAGACCCUGCUGCUGCUCACGGGGCAGCAGCGGCUGCAGCAGCAGCAGCAGCAACAGCAGCGGCUGCUGCUGCGCCCCACAGGGCCGGGGAACAACACAGAAAGAAGUGA
Messenger RNA from Eimeria tenella, 2352 nucleotides. RefSeq lists its product as uncharacterized. The transcript has 3 exons. The coding region runs from base 1 to 2352 and encodes 783 amino acids. Lineage: Eukaryota; Apicomplexa; Conoidasida; Eucoccidiorida; Eimeriidae. The record is from RefSeq and is a predicted model, not a curated record.